AUGGCUCAACCACACGAACUCAACACCGACCCCGACCGUCUUCUCUUCGCCUACUGGGUCCCCAAUGUCUCUGGCGGCCUCGUGGUCUCCAAAAUCCCCCAAAACACCUCUUCCUCUCUCAAAUCCAACCUGACCUACGCCCGCACCGCCGAACAGCACGGCUUCGAAUACGCCCUCACCCAAAUCCGCUUCACGGCCCUCUACGGCGCCUCGGAACAGCACGAGUCCGUCUCCUUCUCCCAGGCCCUCCUCCACGGCACCGAAAAGCUCAAAGUCAUCGCCGCCAUCCUCCCCGGCCCAUGGACACCAGCCGUCGUUGCCAAGCAGCUCGCCAGCAUCGACAAUUACACCGACGGCAGAAUCGCCGUCAACAUCGUCUCGGGCUGGUUUAAGGGCGAGUUCCACGCCAUUGGGGAGUGGUGGCUGGAUCACGCCGAGAGAUACAGACGCUCGAAUGAGUUCAUGAGGUGUCUGCGUGGUAUCUGGACCGCGCCCAAGGAUGAGGGCUUCACCUUUUCGGGAGACUUUUACCGGUUCAAGAAUUACAAGCUGGCGCCUAAGCCGGUGCAGAAGCCGCACCCGCCUAUCUUUCAGGGGGGGAAUAGUGAGGAUGCGAGGGUGAAUGGGGCUGAGGUGGCGGAUUGGUAUUUUAUGAAUGGGAAUGAUCUCGAGGGGUUCAGGGCGCAGAUUCAGGAUGUCAAGGCGAGGGCUGCCAAGGUUGGCAGGGAGGAGCACGUCAAGUUUGCGGUGAAUGGGUUUGUGAUUGUGAGGGAUACCGAGGAGGAGGCGAUUAGAGUGCUGCAGGAGAUUCAGGGCAAGGCCGACCAGGGUGCGAUUGAGGCGUUUGCGCAGGAAGUGAAGAACGCUGGCCAGAGCACCAAGGAGAAGCAGGGCAUGUGGGCGACGAGCACGUUUAAUGAUCUGGUGCAGUAUAAUGAUGGGUUCAAGACCAAGUUGGUCGGUACCAAGGAGCAGGUGGCCGAGAGAAUUGUGUUGCUCAAGGCUUUGGGUGUCAACCUGCUCUUGACUGCCUUCCUUCAUUACGAUCAGGAGGUUGAGCAGUUUGGCAAGGAGGUGCUUCCGCUGGUACGGAAGCUCGAGGCCGAGGGACGUGGCAAGGACGUCGCGUAUGAGAUUGAGAGGACUGGUGCCGUUUAUCAGAAGCACUAA
Messenger RNA from Podospora pseudocomata, 1170 nucleotides. RefSeq lists its product as uncharacterized. Lineage: Eukaryota; Fungi; Ascomycota; Sordariomycetes; Sordariales; Podosporaceae. Gene Ontology annotation, molecular function: alkanesulfonate monooxygenase activity. The transcript has a single exon. Gene Ontology annotation, biological process: alkanesulfonate catabolic process. Bases 1 to 1170 code for a protein of 389 amino acids. The record is from RefSeq and is a predicted model, not a curated record.